This is a messenger RNA of Fusarium poae, 1770 nucleotides long. It is a transcript of the gene FpAPS9, whose product is annotated as FAD-linked oxidoreductase. NCBI's taxonomy places the organism in Eukaryota, Fungi, Ascomycota, Sordariomycetes, Hypocreales, Nectriaceae. Gene Ontology annotation, molecular function: oxidoreductase activity; FAD binding. The transcript has 4 exons. Bases 1 to 1770 code for a protein of 589 amino acids. The record is from RefSeq and is a predicted model, not a curated record.
AUGAAACUCCAUUUUCUAUACUUCGUACUCUCAGCUUGGUGUUCACUGGCAGCUACCUCCUGCAAAUGUGCGCCGGAACAAUCCUGCUGGCCGUCCUCUAGGGAAUGGACCCGGUUCAAUGUUUCCAUUAGCGGCAAAUUGAUCGAAACCUCUCCAGUUGCUGAACCAUGCUACCCCGGCCCUGACAAUGACAAUGAAGCAUGCCUGGUCGUCAAGAAUAACUGGUCAAGCGCGACUUUUCAGCUUUCACAGCCUCUUGGAUACGCUUACCCCCUGAAUGAGUCGUGCCCACUCCCCAAUCCUGGCGACGAAGCGACAAACGCAAAGUGUUCACUGGGCCACUCUCCUAUCUACGCCGUGAAUGUUACUACAGAACAAGACAUUGCCCGAAGUAUCCGGUUUGCUCGAACGAAGAACCUUAGACUUGUCAUCAAAUCAACCGGGCAUGAUGCUAUGCAAAGGUCAACCGGUUAUGGAAGUCUUUCUAUCUGGCUUCACAACUUUCGUAAAGGUUUCCAGUUUCACAAGGACAAUCCAGUAUUGAGUGUCUGUCCCACAACAAAGUGGAAGGGUAGCACGUUGACCAUCAAUGGGGUAUACGCAUGGUCCGACAUCUACCCCGAAGCACAAAAGCGGGGUGUUAUAGUACUCGGGGGUCUCAACGUGGGUCCUUCCAGCACGGGAGGCUGGACUCAAGGUGGCGGACACGGUCCAGCCACCCGCUAUUUCGGGAUGGGUGCUGACCAAGUUGUGUCUGCACGCGUCGUACUGGCUUCGGGAAAGGUGGUCGUAGCGAACGCUUGCGAGAAUAAGGAUUUGUUUUACGCAAUUCGUGGUGGCGGUGGCGGUACAUAUGGCGUCGUUACCGAGAUCACCGUUAAAACCUAUCCCACGGCACAAAUUAGUACCAUUGAUCUUGUGGUGGGAUCGACGGGAGAGGCCACUGUAUCGAAGUUCCUAGAUGCUGUGGCUACAGUAUAUUCUUUACUUCCCGAACUCUCCAGACUCGGCUUUGCCGGCUACGGAAACUGGGUUGCUCGCUCACCUAUUCCGAUAGGAGCUACCGCCUACACGAAUCUUUACGGUCAUUCCUUUACGUUACUCGGAGCUACGCAACAAGAGGCCAUUAAGCUCUUCGAACCUUUCAGAGAGGAAAUCUCCAAGUACAGCAAGUCUGGAACUGGCCUUGAGGUCACUGUCAGCCCAUCUUCACAUAAAGAUUAUUGGGCUUACUACUUUUCCCGCCGAGACAACGAUGUCCCAGUCGGAGGUGUUUCGGCCCUGGCAUCCCGCCUGCUAGACACAGAGGCAUUGCAGGGAAGCCAACAAGACCUGCGCAAGGCUUUAGAAACAAUCUCUGGAGCAUCUCCAGUCUUUCACACAAUAGUCCACCACGGGCUCGAAGCCGCCUCAGAUGUCAAGGCAGAUCCAACAUCUGCUAUUCAGCCGGGCUGGUAUAGGUCUAUAAUAUUGGACAUUUUUGAGCUCCAAAUGAACGGAACUCAGGUUCAAUCCAACCUUGAGACUUUUGCUUAUUUACGGAACGAGAUUGUGCCAGUGUAUGAAAAGCUAUCACCACGCACUGGAACAUAUAUGAAUGAGGCUGACUGGGGUAACGUCAAUUCGAAGAAUGACUUUUUCGGGUCGAAUUGGGAGAGACUGAGCCAAGUAAAGGCAAAGUAUGACCCGGAGGGUGUGUUCUACUGUCCACAUUGUGUGGGAAGCGACAGAUGGAUUGAAGGAAAACGAGAUCUCUGCAGUGUUGGAUGA